This is a messenger RNA of Alternaria viburni, 507 nucleotides long. RefSeq lists its product as uncharacterized. NCBI's taxonomy places the organism in Eukaryota, Fungi, Ascomycota, Dothideomycetes, Pleosporales, Pleosporaceae. The transcript has 3 exons. The coding region runs from base 1 to 507 and encodes 168 amino acids. The record is from RefSeq and is a predicted model, not a curated record.
AUGCCGUCAGUCUUCCGUAUGAACACCCGAGUCCGUGACAUCGUGAUCUGCGAGGACGAGGACACCAAAAAGUUCGCGGCUAUCUUGACCUGCAACCACGAUUGCCAAACGAAGCUUUUGCGCACCGAACUGAGCUCUUGUCCUGUCGUGGCUGUCCGUACUCUCGUAGACGGUCUUCAAAAGGACACGGCCAAGCUCUUCUUGAAGUACGCUGUGGGUUCUCAGAUACGAGGCCAACAGGGAUAUACCGAUGUGGAAACUGGAAAAUUUGUGUUGUGGGACAUGGCACACGACAACCGCAUUCGCGGUCCUAACGAUGAUACCCAGGGACUUCUGCGAAGCUGGAGCGACGCACCGGGCGCAGAAGGUCGACCUCCAUCCGGUCCUCGCGGCGAUGGCUACUACAGCCGGAAUAAUAAGCGUAUGCGACCUGUCGAGCGUCCAGUCGAGCGUCCGGAGAAGCUCAUGCCUGAGACGGAAAUUGUCGACCUUGAUUACUAUGACUAG